AUGGCUUCAUCAAGUUCUCUUGAGCUCAACUUGAGUCUCAAACCAUCCUAUGUGCCUAAAACCAUAGCCAACCUACUGAAAGAUUUGUCACACGUGGACACUGCAUCAGAUAAAUUAGCAGUGUUGAAUGAUUAUAUCAAUCAGCAUGAAGAAGAAUUGAACAGUAUUGUCGCCUUCAAACAUCAACUUCCUCAAUGCAUGCUGCUUCUGAUGGAGGCGCUUGGGACAUUGAAAGAUGAAUUUAUGAGCAUCAAGAACGGAAUGGAAUCUGAAACUGGAAGGCCUUUGAUGGAGUUUUUGGCGAUCAAGAGGAAACAUUAUGAAGAAGAACAAACAGAUAUAUCAGCUGCAGAGAAGUAUGACUGCAAAGGAAAGAGUUUGAUGAGGUCUUCUCCUCAGCUUUGGAACUCUAACUGUAAUAAUAAGAAGCAGAAAACAUUCAUAGAGUUUAUUCAGGCCCCAAAUCAGAAUCCCAUUCCUUUCAAGGAGAGUACUUUCAGCUUAUCACUUGCUGAGAAGGGAUGCAUUAGCAAGGAGAUUAUAAGAAAAUCAUACAGUAGAUUUGCAAGUGUUGGAACAAAUAAUGGUGACUCAAGAUUGAAUCUAAGGGCUGAUAAUCGAACUCUGAAUUAUCACCCUAGGCCACUAACAAAACCUAUUUGGAAGAAUAACAGAAGAUCUUGGUCACCAGAGCUUCAUGCAAGGUUUGUGGAGGCUUUGAAUCUCCUUGGAGGCAUUGAAGUGGCAACUCCUAAGCAAAUCAGAGAGGUCAUGCAAGUUGAGGGCCUCACCAAUGAUCAAGUAAAGAGCCACCUCCAGAAAUAUCGACUUCAUUGCCGGAGGCUGCCAGAGAAUUAUGCUAAAUGCUUGGUGAAAUUCCAAGAUCCAUGGCAUCCUCAAAUGUAUUGUGGUGACCUUUUGUCACCUGAAGAUUCUGAUGAAAACAACUCUAAUCCAGAAGGAUCACUCAGCAGAAAAUCUUGA
Messenger RNA from Theobroma cacao (cacao), 984 nucleotides. RefSeq names its product transcription factor HHO5-like. Lineage: Eukaryota; Viridiplantae; Streptophyta; Magnoliopsida; Malvales; Malvaceae. The record is from RefSeq and is a predicted model, not a curated record. Gene Ontology annotation, molecular function: DNA binding; DNA-binding transcription factor activity. Gene Ontology annotation, biological process: regulation of DNA-templated transcription.